UUUUUCUAGAACAACCUCACUGUUCUGUGCAUACCCCAUGACAUAUUGAAGCGUGAUAUAUGUGAUAAAGCUUUUCUGAAUUGUUAGCCUUUGCCAUAUUGGUGAUCCGAUUGUAGACCUGGUCACAACCAACAGAAUGGCAUCAGGCUUUUCUGCUUCAUCGGAUGAUACACGGUGUGAGGGUUGCUUCACUGAGGACACAGCUCAUGUUUCCUACCGAGUCCUAGUGAGACAGAAACUCUGCGAUGGAUGUGCCAUAGAUAAAGAAAGUUCUAUUGCAGCAGAAUGGUUCUGUCAGAAACACGUCAUGGACAAGGCGAAGAUCUUCUGCUUGACUCACGAUGCCCCUAUCUGUGAGGCGUGUGCGAUCACUACACACAGCAAAUCAACAUGCACCCUUGGUGACGUUGAUGACACUCUGAAGGAACGAAAAGAGGACCUGGCUCGGUUGAUCGAGAUGAGUAAAGAGAACGAAGAAACGUUUAACAAUCAGGUGAAUUCGGUCGAGGAGGAGGUUGAGGGUCUGGAACAGCAUUUUGCAAUGGAGGAGGAGAAACUGCGACUAGCCUAUGAGAGAGAAGAAAAGAAACUCAAAGACGCAUUCGGAGAUCGUCAGCGGAAGCUGAAGGACGUAUCCGCUAGACUUCGUGAAAUGACUGGGUAUAUAAAAGGCCAACCUGAUAAGAAAUGCAAAGAACUUGUAGAGAUGCGGGCACGGGCCGAGGAAUUGCUAACAAGCAAGAGCGAUUUGAUGAAAGAGUUCCGGGACGUCAGUUCAUCUCUGACAUGUUUAACAGCCCAGGCUAACACCGAAAUUGACAUGAAAGUUGUGAUGAAAAAGGUCACUGGGGUGGCCCAGAAAGUGUCCUUUGCAAAAAGCGACAACCAACAAAUCGGAACCAUUGAUGUUCCAGUCGAAACCUGGGUCCAGAACGAUGAAUACAAUCCUGAAAUCGGAAAGAUCUCCUACAUGAUGGGCGCUAUCGCUGGCACUGAAAUAGUCAUCAAAGACACUGAAAAACACGCUAUCUAUGUCCUUAAUAUCGAGACCAAAAUCAAGAAGAAAGUGAUUAAAGGCAACAGUCCAUACGAUUUGUGGCGAUGUGUGCCACUGAGAGACACUGCUCGUAGAAUCGUUUGUGGGUCUAACGAAGGUGAGGUGGUCAUUUGUGAUCGUUCUUGGAAACCGCUCAUCGUCAUUACCGUAGAUGAAGAAGAAAAGAAGAGUGUAGGCGGUGAGAAGUGUUCUGUAUGCGUUGCUGUAAACAAAGAUGGUCUGAUCCUCGCCAACGCAGUCGGAUCUGGAACGAUCGGGAUCUAUAGCCCCGAAGAUGGUAAAGCGGUUGGAUCCAUUGACAUUGGGACUCCGAUAUACGACAUUUGUGCUCUCUCAUCGGGACACAUCGUCGUCCUCAACGAGUGUAUCGAAGGCAUUGAUACCUCAGUCUUGGACGACUCUGGUAAGAUCCUUGCUUCAAAGCACUGUCACGGAGAAGGAAUCAAGAGUCUAGUUGUAGACCGCGGACAUGACCUGAUCUACCUGCUCUCUUGGGACAGACACCAUUUAGAUUACAAGGUCUCAGUCUUGUCAACUUCUGCUGAGUUUGUUGCAGAACGAGUAGCUGUGUGUGAGCCAUCGUUUUACAGUCCAAGUUGUGCCAUUCCUAGACCUGAUAGAAUGGUCAUCUACACCGAUGGGAAGGUACUCUCCUUCCGUAAGACAAACAGGGGACUCCAUCAACUUCUUGCUGAGAUUAAACUUAAAGAAUAAAUAUGAGCACCAGUGUUAUGUGUUAAUUAAUAUUUCGUUCUUUUUAAUGCAAUCAUGUAUGAAUAGUGGAUAUAAAGCGGACAUUAACAAAAAGACGUUAACAUGCUUUAAUGUUGAAUGUGAAGUCUAUCCUUGAAUAUUUUUCGAUUAGUUUGAUUGUAGGGAAGAGGUUUAUCGUGGCGAUGGAUGAAGUUGAAGAGUAUAAUAAGUAGUCAUACGUUGUUCAACCGUCGUUCUACGCUUGAACAUCGUGAGACAAUAAUCAACUGAUUAAACUUCAUCUUCAAUUCGAUUAUAAUUAUGUUCAAGAAUACACUUUAACAAACUGUACCCAGUAGAUAUGUGGAUGAAAUUUAUACGUACCAUAUUUUAGACUUUGUGAGACGCUGUCUCAUGAUAUACGCCAUCUUCAAAUAGAUAUUUCUCCUGUGAUUAGAUUUUUAAGCAUUAUUUAGAAGCAACUUGGAACUUAUAUAGUUUUAUAUUCAUUUUCUGGUUAAUUUUUCCCACUCAGAUAGUGUACUUCUUAAAUUACACAAUUCAUUUAUCUUCAAGUUUACAUUGUGAUUUGUACACAAUGUUAAUUCCAUCGUUUUGUAUCUUGAUUAUUGUGAGGUAAAUAGGUUUUUUUGUCGAAGAUCUAUAAAGUACUUUAGAGAUGUUGUGAUAGAGUUGGAUAGUUUCACUUCUGAAUGAAUAUGUAACAAUACAUAUAAACAAAUACAUUUGUAUUAUCUUUUGUAUAAAACUAUCACAGACUAUUAUUGGUGAAUCCACUUUUACUAAUGACGUCAUCAUUUUUAUUAUCAUCAUCAUCAUCAUUAUACAAUUUAAUACUAUCAGCGUACGUAUUGCAAUUACUUUUUUAACGAGUAUUAAAUGUCAGACUAAUCUUAGUUUUCAUCCAUCCCUUUCCUCCAAACAUUCGAUUGCCCCUAACUCCCCCCUCUCUCUCUCUGUCUUCUCUCCUUUCUUCUCCUUCCCUCUCUUUCUCCCUCUCUAUCUGUCCCUCUCUCUUUAUCGUCUUCUCUAUCACUGAUUUAUCAAUUCUUUUCUCAAACAGUAACGGGCCUAUAUAUGUUUUAAUAGGUUCAUUCACUUGCGAAUAUUUUUUAUUCUUACUUUUUUUGUAAUGAAAAAUGAAAAAUAUAGUUUAUCAUUAUAAACGCUUUGUAAAACAGAUCCAAAUUCUCUCUCAAUUCCGUUUCUACAU
Messenger RNA from Lytechinus variegatus (green sea urchin), 2984 nucleotides. RefSeq lists its product as uncharacterized. The coding region runs from base 137 to 1771 and encodes 544 amino acids. The record is from RefSeq and is a predicted model, not a curated record. Gene Ontology annotation, molecular function: zinc ion binding; protein binding. Lineage: Eukaryota; Metazoa; Echinodermata; Echinoidea; Temnopleuroida; Toxopneustidae. The transcript is spliced from 2 exons.